Messenger RNA from Tinamus guttatus (white-throated tinamou), 513 nucleotides. The record is from RefSeq and is a predicted model, not a curated record. NCBI's taxonomy places the organism in Eukaryota, Metazoa, Chordata, Aves, Tinamiformes, Tinamidae.
AUGGCCAGGGAAGUAGAGUCUGGAGAAUGCACAGUUACAUGUGGGAUUGGCAUUCGAGAAGUUCUGUUAACGAGGGGAUGCCCUGGAACUGAGAAAAAAUGUGUUGUCCGUGUGGAGGAGUGCCGGGGGCCAGUGGACUGCGGAUGGGGAGAACCAGUUUCUGACGGCUCUGGCAGUGUGAAGAUGCCUUGUAUUUUUAUACCUCCUGAAAAUCGAUUUAAGUAUAUUUGGAAGAUAUUAAUCGCAGACCAGCCAGCAGUCACUCUUCCCAAUGAUUCAGCUAUUUUGGAAGUACGCAGAGAUACCCGCCCAGUUACUUUCCAGUGUGAAACUCAAGAAAGGGGAAUUACAAUUGCCUCUGUAAAAUACACGAUCUACACUACACCUGGACAAGAAAGAAGACCACGAAGGAAGACAAGGGCAGAAAUAGUUCUGAUCUUUUCCGUGGCAACUGGAGUCAUUGUGGUUAUUGGUGUGAUCUUUGUAUUGGUCUUCGUAAUUCUUCACCGGUAG